This is a messenger RNA of Chelmon rostratus (copperband butterflyfish), 6040 nucleotides long. It is a transcript of the gene zc3h18, whose product is annotated as zinc finger CCCH-type containing 18. The transcript is spliced from 20 exons. Gene Ontology annotation, molecular function: metal ion binding. The record is from RefSeq and is a predicted model, not a curated record. The coding region runs from base 166 to 3633 and encodes 1155 amino acids. Lineage: Eukaryota; Metazoa; Chordata; Actinopteri; Chaetodontiformes; Chaetodontidae.
UCUCGCUGUGUCGUGCAGAGUGUUUUAUUUUCUCCACCGUAGCGGUUAAAUUAAACCGUAUAAUAUUUAUUGUAGACUGUAAAAAACAAUAUCAGCGGGAGAGGGCAGUUCUUAACGCAGCAGUGCCGUCUUUAAAGGUCUCCGGGUCGGCAAGAAUAUUCUCCAAUGGAUACUCCUGAAAGCCCUACCCAAUCCCCUCAGUCCCCUGAAGAGGAGGAGAAGGGCUUUUCUGACAGUGAGCUGUUGGAUUCUCCUGAUGACGAGGAGGAUAGGCUCAUCUCAGACAGUGAAAUAGUCCAUGAAGAGGAGAAUGGGAGGCUCAUUGAGGAGGACGAAGAGGAGAUGGAAAGCAGGGGAAGAGGUUCAGAAUUAGAGGAGGAGAGAGAAGAAGAGGAUGAGGUGGUCCCUGACUUCGUCUCUGACCCAGAGGAUGAGGAGCCUGUGGGAGAAACAGAGGGGGUGGGACAGGAGGAUGGCGCCAUUAUGCUGAUGGAGGGGGAUGAAGAUGGUCCGCAGGGGGAGCAGGAGAAGGAACGAGAGGAGCAAGAGGGUGGAGUCAUUGACACCCCACAGUCUCCGGACUCUGAGCCAGAACAGGGCAAGAGCUUUAUUGUUGAAGAGGAUGGAGAAGAUAGGGAGGAAGGAUACUGUGACUAUCGAAAGGAAGCCACAGCAGAACCUGAGACAGCUGAGGUGGAUGAUGAGGAGGAGGAAGACAAAAGCAAGGCCGAGGAGGAAGAGGAGGACGAAAGGAUGAGAGCUGAGGAGAGGAGGAGAGCUGUUGCAGUGAGGGAGAUAAAGGAUGACUCAGUGUCUGUUUCCCGGGAGCUGGACGAGCAUGAACUGGAUUACGAUGAGGAGGUCCCGGAGGAGCCCAGCAUCCCUGCACCUGAGGAAGAGGAAGAUGAGGAAGACACAAAAGCGGAGGGAGAGGAAGAGGUGGAGAGUGAAGACAAGAGCAGUAAGAAGGAGAAAAAACCAAUCCUUCCCCCAUCUCCUAAAGACAAUGAAUUCAAGAGAACAGAUGACUCGAAAGGGCCGGAGCGGAUGCGCAGAGAUUCCUUCAGAGACAAGAGGAAGGAUGAAGAUGACGGAGAGAUUGAUGAAGGAGAGAUUGAUGAUGAUGACCUGGAGGAAGGGGAGGUCAAAGAUCCCUCAGACAGGAAGAUCAGACCACGUCCAAUUUGCAGGUUCUUCAUCAAAGGAAAUUGUACUUGGGGUAUGAACUGUAGGUUCAUCCACCCUGGAGUCAAUGACAAAGGUAACUAUUCUCUCAUCAGUAAGCCAGACCUCUUCUCACCUAACGGCGCGCCUCCUGGAGGACCCCACCCACUCAUACCCAAUAAUCCCUGGGCUGGACCUGCAGUGGAGGAGCUCCCUCCACCCCCUCCUCCAGUGGAGCCUCCUGUGGAGAGCGCCUGGGAGCGAGGUCUGAGGCAUGCCAAAGAGGUGCUGAAGAAGGCCACCAUCCGUAAGGAGCAGGAGCCAGACUUUGAGGAGAAGCGCUUCAACGUGACCAUUGGAGAGGACGAGAGAGAAUUUGACAAAGAGAAUGAUUUCUUCAGAGAACGCAGCUAUCGCAUCAUCAGAGAUGAAAUGGACUUUAGAGAGCCUAUAUAUGGUGACCCAUAUGCUGAUCCAUACUAUGACUAUGAAAUGGAGGCCCUGUGGCGAGGCGGCCAGUAUGAAAACUUCAGAGUGCAGUACACAGAAGCUCCUCUUCCGUACCCCUACAGUGAGCGGGAACGGGACCGUGACCCUCGGGAGCGGCACCGAGACCGAGAGAGGGAGAGAGAUCACCGUGAGAGGGAGCGCCGGCAGAGAGAGAGGGAAAGGGAGAGAGAGCGGGAGCGCGAGAAGGAGAGGAUGCGGCGAAAAGAAGAGUGGGAGAGGGACCGGAUGAAGAGGGAUGAGAAGGAGAGGCCAAGGAUGCGCCCUCCACGAGACGCCAGGGAGAAGAAAGACGAGGACAAACUGAAACCGCGAUCUCCCCUCAGCCUGCCACCCAAGCCGAUGGAGCCUCCCUCAAAGAAGGAGGUUGUUCCAGUCAUGAGGCGACCAGAUGAGUGGAAAGACCCGUGGCGUCGGUCCAAAUCCCCCAGGAGACGCCCCGGGCUGGGGUCCCCUCCACGAGGCCGCCGCCAGCAUAGGCCCUCAGGCUCCUCCAUCUCUCUGUCCAACUCCUCCAGGUCUACGUCUCGCUCUUCAUCCUACACAGGCUCUGGUUCGUCUCGUUCCCGCAGCCGCUCUUCCUCGUUCAGCUCCUACUCCAGCCACUCCUCCCAGCGCAGCUCCUUCAGUGGCAGCCGCUCGAGGUCUCGGUCAUUCUCCACAUCUCCCUCACCGAGUCCAGCAGCACCAAGGAAUGCUAAGAACCAGAACCUUCCUCCUGUGUUAACUAAAGGCAUGCCACUGAAGCCGGGUGCCAUGCCACCUCCUCGCAGGGACAAGCCUCCCAUGAAGAAGGCUCCCAGUCCUACUCCACCUGGAGGACUGCAGGGCAGGCCUCCCAAAACCCUGUCAGAAGGAGGGAAGCCUCCCACCAAUCCUUGUGAGCCUGGAGGCCUAGGGGGCGGUGGAGCAGGAAGACCCAUGCCACCAAGGGAACCUGGAAAACCUCCCAACCCGAGGGAAGACAGGCGGAAAGAAAGACAGCAACGUUCUCCUCGGAGGCGAACUGUGAGUGGGAGUGUUAGUGGAAGUGGUAGCAGUUAUACUGGUUCUAGCUCCAGAUCCAGAUCCUCCUCCAACUCCCUGUCGCGUUCACGCUCCGGAUCCAGGAAAUCCAGGAAAUCCAGGUCACUGAGCGUGAGCAGUGUGUCGUCAGUGUCAUCAGCGUCAUCCAGCAGCAGCUCUGUGCGUAGUGCAGACUCAGAUGACAUGUAUGCUGACCUGGCCAGUCCGGUGUCCUCUGCCAGCUCCCGCUCGCCCACACCAAAUCACCCCCGCAAGGAGCGAGGGGCUGCGCGAGACCGGCCUCCACAUGGCAGAGACAAGAACAGGGAGAGAUCAAAGAAAGAUGAACCCUUCAGGGAGGAGCGCAGGAAGAUCGACCCAUCUGGUGCUCCACCUAGAGGAGGCAACCCCAUGCCCAGAUCAGGACCUGGCAGCAGGGGUGGCCACCCUGUACAUCCCCCACCCAGCGCCAUGGGGCCCCCAGGAAGCUAUGGAGGUUCAGGCUCCCACAAAGACAUUAAACUCACCCUCCUCAACAAGCAGGGAGAUAAGGGCAACAGGAAGAGGUACCUGCCUUCAGACAAAGACAGGCCGGGUUCCCCCCUCAGCAAGAGAAUGGCCAUGUCUCCAGACAGAGGUCGUGAUAAGAGGAUACCUGGCCGGCCCCCGCUCUCUCCUCGAAUGGAUCGGCCCAGGGGCCAAGGGCCCCGGCCAGUGCCCCCCCAGGGAGACAGAAAACGUCCUCUGUCGCCACCCCCCAAAUCAUCUGGGAAAGGCCCGGCAGCGCCGCUGGGCAAGCUGGCCGUGCCGGGCUCUGCUUCGGCCGCUGGCUCGGGCUCCGGCUCGGGCUCCAACAAACCCAGCAACACGCUGUCCCGCCGCGAGGAGCUGCUGAAACAGCUGAAGGCCGUGGAGGACGCAAUCGCCCGGAAACGAGCAAAGAUCCCCGCCAAAUAAAAGGAAGCCCGCUCCUCGCCCGUUCGCCAGUCUGCCUGCCUGUGCGGCCUUGUGAGCCGGAGGAACAGCGUUUUUCCCCUGCCUUCAGUGGACAUAUGAAAAUGUUGUAUGGUUCAUGUAUAAAGGCUAUUGUGUAAGUGAACAGGAAGUGGUCGCCAUGAAAACCAUCUUCUUCUUGUUUGCCCUCAGAAGAGGUUUGACUCUGCUCCAUUCUAGAGUGUUGUUCACUCCCAUAUGCCCGACUUUAGCUCCCCUUAAAAGUCUUUGAAUGUCGCAGCUGCAGUUUACCUCAUCAACGAUGAACAGGAGGACACAUUUGGGCAUUUGGUGAGGGAGGGGCGUCUCAGGAAUGGAGUGUACUUUGUGUAGACUUUACAGUACAGAAACAGAAGGGCAGUAAGGUGCACUUGAUCACUUGCUUCUCACUCUGUUCCUUCAGUGAAAAGGAAGCAUCUUCCUCAUGUGGUGUGAUGAAUAACAGAUUUAUACACACUGAAUCUACUACUUCUGUCUGUCUUUCUCUGCCCCCUUUUAUCACCUUGUUCUCGCAUCUUUUAUUUCCUCUGUGUGGAGUGAUGUGACUGUUGGAUCAGCUCUAAAGGGUACUGACAGCCUACAGGCCUUCACAAGGCUUCUUUGUAUAAAUCUACAAACUCUUCAACAUCCCUAUUUGGGCACUGUAAGUGAUCACGAGCCCAUACUUUGCUCACAGCGGGCCAAUCUUUAACCAAUGAAUCAUCUGCGUUCUGUGUUUUAGGGCAAUGUUCAUUGUCACACCUCGUUCAAUACUAGCAAGUCAUCAGAUUCUUUCAAGCGUAUGAUUAUAGACAACAGUGAUGUGAAGUAUUGCUUCUUUUUUUUUUUAAUCUGCAGCAUUUUGUUUUCUUCUUAGCUCUUCUCAAGUGAUAAACUGAUGUUUUAUUUGUGUCACAUUUUUAGUUGGAGGAGUAUGAGAGGUGGAACGGGGACAUUUAGAGACAAGAUAUGUCUUGCUUUUGUGACAAAAGCCUUCUAAAUAAACUAUUUUGAUAAAGAGAAGGUCAGUCACCUGCUUUUUCUCUGCCGUUGUACAAGAGAAAGGAAGUGUUUAAAUACAGAUGCGGUCAUGCAUGUCUAUGAAAGCAUUUGGACACUGCAUUGUUCAGCAUAAAGUAUUUCAGAAAUGACCAGUAUCACUCAGGGCUUCAGUCUCUUGUAGACAGCUGAUGCCUGGUGUUUGUUGGAGUUGUCCACUGAAGGCUUGGUUCGGUUGAACCCUGCACCGGCCCUGUCAGCUUCACUUUCAUUCACAUGGUGCAGUGUUGUGAAAUGUCUGUUCCAUUUCACUAACUUCAGUUUUUUCUAAUAAAAGCCACUGUGUCAUUGUCUUUGAAUUUACCGAAGCGCUGUGCUCACGCCACUGCCACGGCGAGUUCAACGUUGAUCAUUAGAGAAUUUUUAGCCACAUCACAUUGAUCUUCUGUUUUUUCAACCAGUGUGGGGUACAUGACCAAAUGGCUGCAAAACUAAUGAAAUUCCCAUCGUCCUCAGCUGUGGUCUGUGUUUCAAGCUGAAUAACCAAUGGUAGCAUGCUGAUGGAGCAUUUAGCAUAGACCUAUGCUCUUGUCUGGAGUCUCUGUGGGUGACGCUCUCACUGUUUCACGUGUCACUGGUUUUGGGUGUGUACUGUUGAAGGAAGCAGUCGAUUGACGACCUGGAAAGGAUUUCUCUAACAGCCUCAUGUACUCAUCCUGUAAAGCAGCUGUGCAUCUUAGCUUUCCUUUUCUCUCUCUGAAGUGGACACUUCAGUAUAGAAACUCAAAUUGCUUGGCAAUCUGACAAAAGUUCGUUUCACAAAACAAAACAGUAGACUGAUGAUUUUUGUGUUUUGUUUUGGCCAAUUUUGAACAAUGAAUUAAACUUGAGGAGUGAAACCCAAGGAAUUUCACCUGCUUUAAUAUGUCUCUUAUAACCACUUAACAUUUAAUAUGAUGAAUAACGUUUAUGUUGAAAUUAAUUUAUCACUGAGACACUGAACUAAUGGCUGGUGGAAAUGAGACUUUGCGGGUUAAAUUAUUUAUAAAUUGGUCAUUUCCAUCUUGGUGAAUAUAAGUCAUUUCUAUCAAAAACACAGACAUUUCUUCAUGAGUGUGUGUGCUGAAAUGUAUCCAAGUCUGAAUCUCUUUUUUGUCUUAACCAUGACCCUUAUCUGAAACAGAAAUUUCCUUCUUUUUCCAUAACUUGGACUCUGUCUGUCUCUCUCUCUGUCCCUGUCUCUCUCUCUCGCUGAUAUUCACUGUCGAUCUGCAUGCGUCCCAAAUCUGAUCAGUGGGAUUUUUAAAGCAGCUGCUUUCACUCACACGGCUGGCAGCUCUGGCCUGGACCACAAAGACACUGAAUGUGGUUGAUACUGACAUAUGCAUGACUU